This is a messenger RNA of Pleuronectes platessa (European plaice), 3335 nucleotides long. It is a transcript of the gene colgalt1b, whose product is annotated as collagen beta(1-O)galactosyltransferase 1b. Bases 16 to 1845 code for a protein of 609 amino acids. The transcript is spliced from 12 exons. The record is from RefSeq and is a predicted model, not a curated record. Lineage: Eukaryota; Metazoa; Chordata; Actinopteri; Pleuronectiformes; Pleuronectidae. Gene Ontology annotation, molecular function: procollagen galactosyltransferase activity.
CGCUCCCUCCUUGCCAUGCCCCGGGUCACCUCGCUGCUGCCCGCCCUGCUGUUCGUUCUCCUGCCGGGCCCGAGCCGGGGGUACUUCCCCGAGGAGCGCUGGAGCCCCGAGUCCCCGCUCCUCGCCCCCCGGGUCGUCAUCGCGCUGGUGUGCCGCAACUCGGCGCACUCCCUGCCGCUGUUCCUCGGUGCCGUUGAGCGCCUCAACUACCCGAAGGACCGCAUUGCGCUAUGGGUGGCGACAGAUCACAACAUAGACAACACCACAGCCAUCCUGAGAGACUGGCUCAUCAAGGUGCAGAAUUACUAUCACUAUGUGGAGUGGAGACCUGAAGAUGAACCCAGUGCCUUUGAGGAUGAGGUGGGGCCUAAGCACUGGAAUAAUCUCCGUUAUGAACAUGUGAUGAAGCUCCGUCAGGCCGGGCUGGACAGCGCCCGCGAGAUCUGGGCCGACUACUUCCUGGUUGCUGACUGUGACAACCUGCUCACCAAUCAGGAUGUGUUGUGGAAACUGAUGAUGGAGAACAAGACCAUUGUGGCUCCCAUGUUGGAGUCCAGAGCUGCCUACUCCAACUUCUGGUGCGGCAUGACUUCCCAGGGUUACUACAAGCGCACACCGGCCUACAUGCCCAUCCGUAAGCAGGAGCGUCGUGGCUGUUUUGAUGUGCCCAUGGUCCACUCUACCUACCUGGUGGACCUCCGGAAAGAGGCCUCUCGUCAGCUGGCGUUUUACCCGCCGCACCCGGAGUACAGCUGGGCCCUGGAUGAUGUCAUCGUCUUUGCCUACUCAGCUCGCAUGGCGGAUGUGCAGAUGUAUGUGUGCAACAAAGAAACAUAUGGGUACUUCCCGGUGCCGGUGCGCUCCCUUGCGACCCUGCAGGACGAGACGGAGAGCUUCUUGCACACGCAGCUCGAGGUCAUGGUGAAAAAUCCUCCACUGGAGCACUCCAGUUUCCUGUCUCUUCCUCCCAAGCAGCCUAACAAGAUGGGCUUUGAUGAGGUGUUCAUGAUAAACCUGGUGAAGAGAUCUGACCGUCGUGAGCGCAUGCUAAGAACUCUGUACGAGCAGGAGCUCAGCUGUAAGGUUGUCGCUGCUGUGGAUGGCAAAGCUCUGAACUUGUUGGAGAUCGAGUCUAUGGGGAUUAAGAUGCUUCCAGGCUAUAAAGACCCUUAUCAUGGUCGACCUCUCACCAAGGGUGAACUGGGUUGUUUCCUCUCUCACUACAACGUGUGGAAAGAGAUCGUGGACCGUGGCCUGCAGACUUCACUGGUCAUCGAGGACGACCUCCGCUUCGAGGUAUUCUUCAAACGUCGUCUCCAGACUCUCCUGCAGGAGGUGACGACACACAAGCUGGACUGGGAUCUCAUUUACAUCGGACGGAAGCGCAUGCAGGUGGCCCAUUCGGAGAAGCCUGUACCCAACAUACACAAUCUGGUGGAGGCGGACUACUCCUACUGGACGCUCGGCUACCUGUUGUCACUACAAGGAGCUCAGAAGCUCCUCAUGGCCGAUCCUCUGACCAAGAUGCUCCCCGUUGAUGAGUUCCUCCCUGUCAUGUAUGACAAACAUCCAGUUUCAGAGUACAUGAGACACUUUGAGAGUCGGGACCUGCACGCCUUUUCUGCCGAGCCUCUCCUGGUCUAUCCGACCCACUACACUGGAGACCCUGGCUACAUCAGCGACACGGAAACUUCUGUGGUUUGGGACAACGAAACAAUCACAACUGACUGGGAUCGAGCCAGGUCGAGGAAAACUCAGGAGCAGGAGGAGCUGAGCUUUGAGGCCCAGAACUCUGACGUGCUGCAGUCAGAACUGGAGAACUGGAGCACACGGGACGAGCUGUGAAUGGAGGGGGGGGGGAGAGAUGGAAGAUAGACAAAGCUGUGAUCACUAGAGGCUAUGGAUGAGAGGGAAGGAGUAAAACAGAAAGCAAGAGAGGGAGAUAGGCAGAGCAGAUGGGUACAAGGCUGAUCGAGGACAAACAAGGAAAUGCUUUUCCUUGUUUGUUUCUCUCUCGCUCCUCUGUUUCAUCUUUCUCUAACGAGAGAGGGUUAGAUGUAGUGAUAACUCUUGUAAAUUCAGCUAGCAGCUUUUGUUUUAAUUAUUGCAUCCAACGCACAGCCCUUGACCACAGUCUGGUCCUUUAAACAAUUCCAUUAUUUUUAUUAAACAUUUGAUCAGAUUUGUCCCAAUUGAUUUUUUAAAUAAAUCCCUUAUUAGGAGAUUUUCCUAAACAAAGAGAGGUUUUAGAAAUGCAGUAUUUCCUCUAACGUGUUUAGAAAUAACUGCUGGUAACAUUUCAUCUCUCCAGCAUAAUUUCCCAUUACUGGAUGGGAAAGUAUGCAAUUAUGUAGCAGCCAAUUCCAAUACAGCUGAAGAUAUUAGGGACUAACUUCCGACGUAAAAAAAACAACAGAAAACCCACCCAACAUGUGUCCAUACUGCUUGUGUGGUGUCAUCAGAGUUUUCAGAAGCCCUGACAUUUAUAUUCGACUCAAAACGAGGCCAUUGACACCAUGUUUAAUGUCACCCUUGAAACUCCAGGAGUGUCUUGUGGACUCAAACACAUCACCCACCCUUCCCAUCGGCAUAGCGGUGAGUAGAUAAUAAGUGAAUUAUAAUUUUGGGGUGAACUAUCCCUCUAAACUUACCAUAUAGAAGCUGCAGUAUGGUUUGUGUUUAAAAUGAGUAACCAGAAAAACAAAACAUUACUUCUUUUUUUUUAAGAAAACAAGUUUCAAAGUAACUUUUUAUGUACGGUGCUUUUUCUCUAUCUUAGUGGCUCCCACCCUGGCUUUUGAAUACUUUGAAGAAACAAAUUACUUUUUUCAAUCUCUUAUCACCAGAUGCUUAUAUCCGUAUUACCAGGACAUUACAAGGACUUUUCUUGAUUUAUUUUUAUAAUAAUCAGAAUGACAGACAAACUAAUUACAACUUCAAUCUGUUAUUUUCUGUCUCUCCUAUUUAGUUGUUCCUCUUGUGACCCCUCACAUUUAUGUUGUGACACCUUACCCCCCGAUCCAUAUGUUGGAAAUCACUCUUCUUCACCUCUUUUUAUUAACUUUAGCUGAGAGACGCCAGUGUGUUAUUUAUUAUACAUUACUUAACCUUUCUUAUGUUUUUCCCUCGUGUUUGUAUCACUUCAAAAACAGCAGUUUGUGUCAGUGUCAGUAUUUUCUAACACGCCAUAUGUUGCAGUUUUGAAUGAAACUUUUUGCUUUUGUUGCAUAUUGAUAAAAAAAACAACUUAUUUUUUCUCAAUGUAUUCCUUCUUUUUCUUCCAUACUUUUUUCUUUUUUACCAAAGAACGAAUAAAAACUUUUAUAUUGAACGUC